CGACGGAAGUACUAUUUACUCUACAGAAGCGCAGCAAUAUGCCUAACGAAAGUGGAAGCAACGGUUGCAGCAAGGGAUUGCCGUUUCCAAAACCGGGUGACGAGGUAGUGAUUUCUGGGAUUGCCGGGAGGUUCCCGGAGUCACAUAACGUAGCGCAUUUCCGAGAGAACCUUUUCAAUAAGGUAGACCUUAUUACCGAUGACGAUCGUCGUUGGAAAUUGGAAAAUUCAGAUAUUCCUAAAAGAACUGGAAAGGUAAACGAUAUUGACAGGUUCGAUGCACAAUUUUUCGGCAUAAACUUCAAGGAAGCUCACACGAUGGAUCCCACGGCUAGAAUGCUGUUGGAACACACUUACGAAGCUAUCAUUGACGCUGGAGUUAAUCCAGUGCAACUUCGUGGAACUAGGACUGGUGUCUUUCUCGGCACUUGCUGCAGCGAAUCUGAACAUGAUUGGAUGUAUACAACAUUGCAGGUGAACGGAUGGAGUGCAGUCGGCUGCUGCAAGGCUAUGAUAGCUAACCGAAUCUCUCAAUGGUUGGGAUGUACAGGACCCAGCUACUCUAUGGACACAGCGUGUAGUUCCAGUUUGUUCGCAAUGGAUCAUGCGUACAAGGCAAUUAGGACCGGUGAAUGUGAAGCAGCCAUCGUUACAGGGUGCAACCUAUGUCUCCAUCCAUAUGUGUCAUGCCAGUUCUUUCAUCUCGGUGUACUUUCUCCCGACGGACGCUGCAAGUCAUUUGACAAUGAAGCGAAUGGCUACGCCCGCAGCGAAGCCGUAUCUGUUAUCUAUCUCCAGAAAUCGAAGGAUGCAAAACGUAUUUAUGCGCAUGUCGUGUACACCAAUACCAAUUGUGAUGGUUUCAAAGAAGAGGGCAUCACGUUCCCGUCGAACAAGAUGCAACGCACAUUACUUGAACAAUUUUAUGACGCGUGCGGAGUCCCACCGUCGAGUUUGGGUUUCGUAGAAGCACAUGGGACCGGAACCCCAGUUGGUGACCCUGUGGAACUCGAUGCUAUCGACAAAGUAUUUUGCCCUGGUCGAACUACUCCACUACGAAUUGGUACAAUCAAGUCAAAUAUUGGACAUACCGAACCAGCAAGUGGUCUUUGUUCUGUAACCAAGGUUGUGAUUGCGAUGGAGAGUGGAUACAUUCCGCCAAAUAUAAAUUAUAAUCGUCCACGUGAAGGAAUCAAGGCUUUGGAAACUGGUCGCAUUCAAGUUGUCACUGAACCAACGCCGUGGGAAGGCGGUUACGUUGGCAUAAACUCUUUCGGCUUUGGGGGUGGUAACGCACACGUGCUUCUGAAGUCGAAUACGAAAGAGAAGAUCAGAAAUGGCUCACCUGACGACGAUAUGCCCAGACUUGUUGUCGUAUCCGGGCGAACAGUGGAAGCUGUGAAUACUUUGUUGGACGACCUCGAGAGUAGACCAGUAGAUGUGGAAUACGUCGGCCUCUUUCAUAAUAUACACGCUAGAGAAAUUCCCGGCCAUCCAUACCGUGGAUACACGAUAUUUCCUCCCCGGGGCGUAUUGCGGAAGAACGUGAGAGAUGUGCAAUAUUAUUCGGGUGGAAAACUGUCGACAACGCUGAUUUUUAAUGGAUUUGGAUCUCAGUGGAUCAAAAUCGGUCAAAGCCUGUUGCAAAUCCCGGUAUUUGCGAAGGCUCUACAAAAGUGCAACAUUGUUCUGAAAUCUUACGGUGUGGACAUUCUUGAUAUUUUCAUCAACGAAGAUCCGAAAACCGUCAACAACAUUACAAACUCGCUUGUUGGUAACGUUGCAAUACAGAUUGGCUUAGUUGAUUUAUUGUCAUCCUUAGGGAUCGCGCCGGAUUACGUUAUUGGGUAUUCAGAUGGAAUGUUGGGCUGUGCGUACGCCGAUGGUUGUUUGACUGCAGAACAGGCAGUUCUGGUGGCACACUUCAAAGAAAAUGUACUCACAAAAGGAGGAGAAUGGCUCGAAUCUUCAGCAAACGAUGUUUGUAAUCAUGAAGAUUUGACGCUUCUGCCGAAGCCGAAUUCUGAAGUCAUUAACGACGUUGUUACGGAGAAUUCUUCAAUUGACAAGCAAGAGAAAUCUCGGAAAAAUUUGACAACGAAGGAUAGCGAUGAACUUGCUAGGAAUGAGACCUACACCAGCAUCAUCAAUCACAGUGAAAAUACCGUAGCAGCAGAUCCGAAAUUACUAGCUUACUUGCGACAAGUCAUUCCGGAUCCAAAACCGCGUAGCCAUAAGUGGAUACAAAAAAGCGAGCGUAAGAACAGUUUGGAUCAGCUUUUUUCGGCUGAAUAUUGCAUAAAGAAUUUACUUAACCCAGUUGCAUUCGAAACUGCAUCAUACCUAAUACUGAAAAAUGCGAUAACUAUUACAAUGUCACCUGAUAAUCGGCUACCAAUGAACGGAGCCAAUAUUACUUUGACCAAAGAUGGAAUUGAAAACUACCUGGAAUUCUUACUUGUCGCCAUUGGAAAAAUGUACGAAGUUGGUUUGACUCCACAGUUGAGCAAGUUAUACCCCGACGUUCAAUAUCCAGUCAGCCGUGGGACUACGAUGAUUUCUCCGUUGAUACGUUGGGACCAUACCGAUGACUGGUACGUCACGGAUUAUCGUAACAUUGAGAAACUUACAGCUGGAGAGACAGUCGUUCGUAUAGAUAUCGCUGACGAUGAGUUUGACGCGAUGCCAGGGCAUGUAAUUGAUGGAAGAAACUUGGUACCUGCAACUUGUUACUUGAUAAUUAUUUGGCGAACUUUGGCAAGGAUGCAAGGCAAAGGAUAUGAUGACUCUUCGGUGGUAUUUGAAAACGUCAAAUUUCACCGGGCUACUGCUAUUCCAAAAAAAGGCAGUCUUGAGCUUCAACUUUCGAUUCACAAGGGCUCAGGUAGGUUUGAAAUCGUCGAAGGUGGUACUGCUGUGGUGAUGGGGUUCGUUCGUAUCGUCUUAAACGCAGCUCACGAAUGCAUCAGGCCCGAGUUGCUACCCAGAAAAAACGAAGAUCUCGUCCUGAGAAGUAAAGAUAUCUACAAAGAGUUACGUCUUCGGGGAUAUCAGUAUGCCGGAUUGUUUCGUGGCUUGAAAGAGGCAUCGCUCAAAGGAACCAAAGGUCUUAUAGCAUGGGAGAAGAAUUGGAUAACCUUCAUCGAUAACAUGCUGCAAGCAAAAAUUCUUGGAAUUGACACUCGAGGCUUAUUCGUUCCCACGGGUAUUCGGAAGCUGGUCAUUGACACAAAGUUGCAUUUUGAUCAGCGACGAUCAAUGCCCGAUGGCGAAAAAGUCUUCCCGGUAGAGGUUUACGAAGGUAUGGACAUUAUCGUCGCGGGAGGAGUAGAAAUACGUGGCCUGAAGGCUAGAGCCAUUUCCCGAAGAAAACCGAAUGGAGAACCGGUUCUUGAGAAUUACAAGUUUGUCGCGCAUCGCGAUAAAGCUGACACCGAACUACAAGUGGUGACCAGCAUUGCUACGCAGAUAGCGCUUGAGAAUCAUUCCACUCUAAAAAUAAAAACCAUAGAGAUAUUCGGCGAAGCGGAAAAUUUGUUAUGUGAAACUUUAAUAUCUCCUCUUAUCCAGAACGUUUUGAAUAACUUGCCAUUAUUACAAGCGGAUGUAAAUAUCAUUGCCCCACUCGAAAAAAUUGCGGUUGAUACAAUACCCGCAGGUAUUACAAUCUCGGAACUGAAAAAAUUGUCCACCGAAUCAGAUGCCCUUCUAGUUGUUACCCAUGGACUGCUUUGCAAUAAGAAUAUCACAGUGUUGAAAGAGGUCCAAGCUGUUAUGAAACAGACAGGUUUCAUACUUGCCAGAGAGCCACUGGAUGCGAAUAUUGAUAGUCUUCGAAGUGUCUUGAGUGAAAACUUUGAUGUCAUUCUUGAGAAAUCUACGUCAAAAGAAUUACUACUUCUUCUACGUAGCAAACAACAACUGUCUCCACUGACUACCGUGGUAAGAGUCAACAACGAUGAAUUCACAUGGAUCGAGAGUCUGAAAGCUGCUUUGAAGGAGGAGAAAGAUAAAGUUGCUCAUAACGGAAAUCGAGUACUUCUUGUAAGUGAAGGAGAUUACGAAAGUGGACUCAUAGGAUUGGUUAACUGCCUGCGCAGAGAACCAGGCGGUGAAGUUGUACAAGGACUGUUGAUUCAAGAUUCAAAAGCUCCAAAGUUCUCUUUGGAAAACCCGUUAUACGCCGAACAGUUGGAAUUGGGUUUGGCGUUGAAUGUUCUACGUCCUGAAAAAGUGUGGGGAUCCUAUCGGUUUCUACCACUGAAACCAGUGGUUUCCAAACCAGUCUACCGUACUAGCCUGAGCCAGUGUACCCCUGGAGAUUUAAGCUCUGUUCAGUGGAUUGAAAGUAUGAUUCAGCCCAACAACCAGAACAAGGACAUCAUCCAAGUGCAUUAUUCCUCGAUAAACUUCCGAGAUAUUAUGGUACUCACUGGAAAACUGGCACCGGAAGUUAUCACUAAAAGCAGACUGUUACAAGGUCACGUGUAUGGGUUCGAAUUCUCCGGAAGAGAUGUAAAUGGUCGCGCCGUUAUGGGGAUGGUUGAGGCCGGAGCUUUUACGAAUCUAUGUUUUGGUGGGAAAUAUCUUACUUGGCCGAUACCGGAGUGCUGGACUCUAGAAGAUGCAGCUACGAUUCCAGUUGUUUAUGGAACAGCAUACUUGGCGCUCACGUGGACCGGUAAAAUGAAAAAAGGAGACAAAGUUUUGAUUCAUGCUGGAAGCGGAGGCGUAGGGCAGGCAGCUAUAAGUAUAGCACUUCACGAAGGCUGCGAAGUUUUUACAACAGUCGGCACACCACAGAAACGAGAAUUCAUUAAAAAACAAUUCCCACAAAUCGAUGACGAUCAUAUCGGAAAUUCUCGAGAUACGAGUUUCGAGCAACUGAUUCUUCGGAAAACGCAAGGACAAGGAGUGGACAUCGUACUAAAUUCUUUGGCAGAGGAAAAGUUGCAGGCAUCGGUUCGUUGUUUAGCAGCUGGUGGACGAUUCCUGGAGAUCGGGAAAUUCGAUCUCGCCGCUGACAAUCCUCUGGGCAUGGAAGCCUUUUUGAAGAGCAUCAGUUUUCAUGCAAUCCUGUUGGAUAAUUUAUUUAUUGGCUUUCCGGAAGUGAGAAAAGUACUAUGGAAAAUGCUGACCGAAGGUAUACAGAGUGGUGCUGUCAAACCACUCGUUCGAACUGUAUUUCCAAUGGACCAGGCUGAAGCUGCUUUCAGAUACAUGGCAGGCGGGAAGCACAUUGGAAAGGUCAUUAUCAAAAUUCGUGACCAAGAUGAAGGAUGUCAGUAUCUUAGGCCUUUCGCAUUACCCCGCUAUUACUGUUCAGAAGAUGGCAGUUAUCUCAUUCUUGGUGGCCUGGGCGGUUUUGGUCUUGAGCUGGCCGAUUGGCUCGUACUUCGCGGAGCGAAAAAAUUGGUUCUCACAUCCCGUAAAGGAGUCAUUUCAGGAUAUCAACGUUUGAGAAUUAAUACUUGGCAAAGUUACGGAGUGAAGGUCAUCGUCACAGUAGGAAAAGAUGCCUGGACGCGAGAGGGAUGCGAGGCUAUUCUGAGAGAAGCAGCGUCACUUGGACCAGUUCACGCAAUUUUCAACUUGGCUGUUGUACUAAAGGAUGCCCUCUUCGAAAACCAAACUGAGGAAUCAUUCGUAGAGUCUUUCAAGGUCAAGGCCUGGACGACGAAGCAGAUGGAUAAAUUAUCGAGAACACUGUGCCCACAACUCAGGCAAUUCGUGGUAUUUUCAUCGGUAUCUUGCGGCAGAGGUAAUGUGGGACAAACUAACUACGGAAUGGCCAAUUCCAUCAUGGAAAGAAUAUGCGAAAAUCGAGUAGCAGAAAAGUUGCCUGGCUUAGCCAUACAAUGGGGAGCCAUAGGCGAUGUCGGACUUGUUGCUGAAAUGCAGGAAGAUAACAAAGAAAUUGUUAUCGGUGGUACCCUGCAGCAAAAAAUACUUUCUUGUCUGCAAGAACUCGAUGCUUUUCUGAAUCAAGACUCUCCAGUAGUGUCGAGUAUGGUAGUUGCUGAGAAAAGGUCCGGUGGCGACAGAACGAAUAUUGUCGGGACAGUCGUGGAUAUAAUGGGACUCAAAGACCUUAAAACGGUUAGUCUGCAAACACCGUUGUCAGAACUUGGAAUGGAUUCAAUGAUGGCAGUUGAAAUCAAACAGACGUUGGAACGUGAAUUUGAAGUAUUUCUGACAGCAGCGGACAUUCGUAGUCUUAAUUUUGCAAAGUUGCAGGAAAUGUCAGCAAAACAGACGAAAGAAAAUGAAAAUGCGAAAGAGCUGGAGCUUAAUACUGAUGAAAACUUGACGGGCAUGAAACUGCUUCUAAGAGUUCUGGGCACUGAUUAUCAACUGAACAAAAAUGUUUGUGUCCCUUUAUCGACACAGGCAAAGAAUGGAAGACCAGAAAUAUUGAUAAUACCUGGAAUCGAAGGAACACACUCUAUAUUCCAGCCUUUGAUCGGUAAAUUCAAAUCACCAACAACAUGUUUGCAGCUUGGAAUAGCUUCUUCGAAGUCAAUUGAGAACUUGGUUGACUAUCUGAUCCCACAUGUCGAAGCCAGGUACGAAGGAUGUCGCGACUUUGCGAUCGCUGGGUAUUCCUUUGGAUCUAUAAUCGCGAUUGAGCUUGCAAGACGCUUGGAGUCCAAAGGCUUUAGCGGUCGACUAGUGUUGAUAGAUGGUUCACCUGAUUACAUGAAGGCUCUGUGCAGGGAACACAUCAUCGUUGACGACGACGCGCAGAUGCAAUCUGUGUUAUUACUGGGAUUCAUGGAUGCGGUUGACCCAUCGAAGAGGACAGAGCUGGCCGUAGGGUUAAAAAAGUGUUCCACCUGGGAGGAGAAGUUGGCAGUCUUCACCAACAAUGUACCUGCGGAUAGAAAUUUGAAUUUCACUGUAGAAGACCAACAAGCCAUGUGUUCAUCAUUUUACAAUCGAAUCAAAGCUGUCCUGAGUUAUAACUUUCCUGUAACGUCACGCCUCAACACACCGAUAACCUUAAUCAAACCAACGAUUCAAGCCGUACGCACAAUAUCAGAAGACUACGGUCUGGGAUUGAUCACUUGCAAGAAAGUAGAAAUAUGCUACGCGAAAGGCAACCAUGUCUCGAUGUUGGACGAUGACAUUUGUGCAGCAGCCAUCGAUGGAAAAUUUCUCGAAGAUAUCGAAAUAUGCAAGUCAAAUGGAACAUUAUCCUAGGAUUGAGAACCCUGGACACGCAUAUACAUUCUCCUACAAGGAGAGAGAACC
Neodiprion fabricii is the source of this 7253-nucleotide messenger RNA. RefSeq names its product fatty acid synthase-like. Gene Ontology annotation, molecular function: oxidoreductase activity; phosphopantetheine binding; 3-oxoacyl-[acyl-carrier-protein] synthase activity. Lineage: Eukaryota; Metazoa; Arthropoda; Insecta; Hymenoptera; Diprionidae. The transcript is spliced from 16 exons. Bases 39 to 7202 code for a protein of 2387 amino acids. The record is from RefSeq and is a predicted model, not a curated record. Gene Ontology annotation, biological process: fatty acid biosynthetic process.